AUGGCGCUCACCUCGUCGAGAAUGUUGAUUGAUAACCACGCCAAAUGGCGUAAGCGACCGCGGACCUCCCAGUGUCAGGAGCUCAGGAGUCUCUUGUCUAAGGCCCUCGUCUUGUUGGACAACCACUCGGGCAUUCAGCUAGCCUGCUGUGAGAUGGAAUCCUCAGGCUCAGCGUCACAGAGCUUGCCUCAACGAGUUCUCUCCUGUCGAAUCUGUCCUAUAGCUCACGGUCCCAUUAUUGCGCAGCUACGGCCGUGGUGCAUCCCUGAGGUCGAUCUGGCAUCCUUCCUGAGUCGCCUCGCGCCUCCGCCCCCGGACAGCCUUCGAACAGAAGCCGGCAUGGAGGGGGUUAUGAAGGAGCUUCAGGAAGGAUCUCCUCCCGCUCUUCGAAAGACUCGCAACGGAUACGUUUGGAGAUCAUUCCCCAAGCAACCAGCGAAAGACAGUCGCGAGGAGCCCCUGGUGUUCUCCCAGCUGGAAGAUUUGGCCAACGACAUCGCAAGGGCGGCCGCACGCUCGCAUGCGAAGAAACACCGGUCCAAGCUGGUUCGGCGGUUUGCCUACAGAAACAACGGCAACAGAGCUCCUGAGUCUUAUCAAUUUCCCAAGCGUAAUGAUGAUUCUCGCCCACAUGGCUACUUCCUUCUGUCCAAUGCGACGAACAAGGAGAAGCCUCGAUGGUGGGACAUUGGCCUCGUUGGUGAGUUCAAGGCGUGCAAUAAAUCGGUUGAUACAGACGACAACAUCCACAAAGUUCUUUGGGGUCUGAAUCAUAUCAUGCGCGAUGAUCCUCUACGUCGUGCGGCCUACGGUUUUACCAUUGAAAACACAUCCACUCGGCUGUGGUACUGCAAUCAUUCGCAGGCCAUUGCUAGCAUUACCUUCAAAUUUUUCAAGGACCCCAUAUUCAUUGUCAGGUUCUUCCUAGCAGCGUUGUAUGCCGACAAGACGGCCUUCAGGUGGGAUCCUACCAUCACUCGUAUCUCAUGCGGUCGUAAGCAAGACAAAGACUGUCAGUACAAGAUCACCAUCCAUAACCAGGACCAGCCUGCUCGAGUCUAUUGUACCAUCAAGCUUCUGUCAGAUCUUGCCGCGGAUGGUAUUCUCAGAUGUGCAACAAGAGUAUGGUCUGCUUAUCUCAAGGGCGAGUCGAAGUCAAACCUUGUGAUUAUUAAGGACUGCUGGGUCGAUCUAGAUCAGCAACGGGAGGCAAAGAAUAUCUAUGAAAUAUGCACAGAGAUUGCAAGCUGGGGCGGGCGUGAGCAAGAGGUAUUACAGUACCUCCCUACCAUCUGUGCUCAUGGAGAUGUUCUGGUUUUGGGUUUGCCAAGCGUCACUCCUUCCCUGGACGACAUCUACCUUAGCGAUGGACCUUUGGCCACUCGGUCGACCUCGUGGUCAAAAUGAUCGUGAAGGCAGGCCCACCUCGCCCGACAGCGAGCUGUCUUACGUUAGCCGCUUUGCCUGCAAGCAUUUUCGGCUCGACCCUAAGGUCCAUCAUCGCAUCGUGUUCAACGAACUUGGCCAUCCUCUGCACGACGAGAAUUCCCUCGCGAUCGCGUUCAAGGUGAUCUGCGAUGUUGGGGGAUGUAA
Molecule: messenger RNA, 1593 nt
Organism: Phanerochaete carnosa HHB-10118-sp
Lineage: Eukaryota; Fungi; Basidiomycota; Agaricomycetes; Polyporales; Phanerochaetaceae
Exons: 5
Coding region: 1-1407 (468 amino acids)
Source: RefSeq, a predicted model, not a curated record